Cynoglossus semilaevis (tongue sole) is the source of this 2293-nucleotide messenger RNA. RefSeq names its product zinc finger protein 362a (gene znf362a). The transcript has 9 exons. Gene Ontology annotation, cellular component: chromatin; PcG protein complex; nucleus. Gene Ontology annotation, biological process: regulation of transcription by RNA polymerase II. NCBI's taxonomy places the organism in Eukaryota, Metazoa, Chordata, Actinopteri, Pleuronectiformes, Cynoglossidae. Bases 420 to 1745 code for a protein of 441 amino acids. The record is from RefSeq and is a predicted model, not a curated record. Gene Ontology annotation, molecular function: DNA-binding transcription factor activity, RNA polymerase II-specific; RNA polymerase II cis-regulatory region sequence-specific DNA binding.
GGACUUGGCUGACAGAGUAUUUCACUGGGGGGUACAUGAGUGAAAAAGGCUGAGAACCACAGUGGUAGAGUAAAUAAGCAGCGAGGCUGUCAGUCACUCAGCCAGUCAGUGAGUGCACCCUGCAGGACACCGUGUGUAAGUGCUUCCCUGGUGCAUGCCGUGGACCAGUCUGCAGUUUGUGCAGGCGACUGCACGAGAAACCGUAAAAUUAGAGAACCGUAAAAUGGGUUAACGCACACCAAAAAACCAGCUCCAUCUUCUCAGCGCUGCGCUGCUCCAGCCUGCACCACCCAGAAGUGAACAGCAGGCGACCCGGAAGGUUUGAAGUCAGAAAGACUGGGAGAGAAAUCGUGGAGAAGACAGAAAAGAAGAGACUCAUCCGUUCUAUAAAAACGUCCGUGUUCCUUCACUGAUUCAGGAUGGCUGAGCCUCGCUUUAAUAACCCUUAUUUUUGGCCUCCUCCUCCUGCGAUGCCUGGACAGCUGGAUAACCUAGUCUUGAUCAAUAAAAUCAAGGAGCAGCUGAUGGCGGAGAAGAUCAGACCCCCCCACCUUCCCGCUGCCUCUGCACCGUCCCAGCAGCCCUUGCUGGCUCCGCCCGGUCAGGUGGACAGUGGGCAGCAGGGGAUGACCAAAGCCCAGCAGAUGCAUGUUCUCCACAACCACAGUUCGUCUCAGCCUGACAUCGCUUUGCACGCCCGCCCCACUUCGAGCUCCGUCACAGGUCGGAUUCUGGGCGAUGUAAACCUGAAUCUUGACGAUAAAGCAGCUCUAAAAGCCAGAGGAUUAUGGGAAGAUUGGCAUCUGCGCCAACUUAUUGAUCAUCCCUCCAGAGCCAAUCACAUCUCAGGGGUGGCGCUGGCAUCCAGAACAGGCAACCUCAACACCUCAGAAUCCACCACCCCCACCUCAAACAGCCACAGUCGUGUGGGCGGAGCUCCGACCCCCCACCUCAUCUCCGGACUGGCCCACAGCCAUGGUAUGGAUCCUGGGAAAAACAACGGCGGCCUGGUGGGUCUCCUCGGACCGCCGCCGAAGGAACAGAGAAGCCGUAAGAAGAUCAAAGCAGAGAACGGCUCCUCGUUGUUUGUGGUUCCUUAUCCAAUCCUGGCCUCGGGCAACGACUGUGUGACCAUCAGUGCCAAAGAGGGGAAGACCUACAGGUGUAAAGUGUGUCCUCUGACGUUCUUCUCCAAGUCGGACAUGCAGAUUCACUCUAAAACACACACCGAGGCCAAGGCUCACAAGUGUCCUCACUGCACCAAGACCUUCACCAACUCGGCUUACCUGGCCCAGCACCUGCGGAUCCACCUGGGCCUGAAACCGUACCGCUGCUCCUACUGUGAGAAGUGUUUCCGCCAGCUGUCCCACCUGCAGCAGCACACCAGAAUCCACACAGGCGACAGACCGUACAAAUGUUCCCACCCGGCCUGUGGGAAAGCCUUCACUCAGCUCUCCAACCUGCAGUCUCACCAGAGGCAGCACAACAAAGACAAACCCUUCAAGUGCUCCAACUGUUUCCGUGCCUAUUCAGACUCCGCCUCGCUGCAGAUCCACCUGUCUGCGCACGCCAUCAAAAACGCCAAAGCGUUCUGUUGCAGUAUGUGCGGCCGGGCGUACACCUCAGAGACGUACCUGAUGAAGCACCUGGCCAAGCACGCCAUGGUGGAUCACGUGAUGGUCCAUCACUCGCCGCAGCACCGGACAGAGUCUCCCAACCUCCCCCUCCGGAUCGCCCUCAUCUGAUGGCCUCCUCGGUCUCAUCGGGGAGGAGAAACUUGUGCAUUCCACGCAUGGACUUUAACCCAGUGAUGGGUUUCAAAGUGUGCCGGUCUUUGAGGACGUGCUCUGAGAGUGAGUGCGUGGUUCAGUGUUUUCGUGCAGACCAGUAAGUAUUAUCGGGGACGUCCAAAGAUGAUUUCUCAGCACUUUCAGCCUGGACACUACAGGCCUAAAAAUCUUUUUCUAUGUGAGAGAAGAACAAAAGAAUCUUUUUGCCCUGGGCAGCUACGUAGAAACUCUUUUUUUAACGUCACCUGACCACGCAGUAUAACCUGACUUUUUAUACACUCCUUUAUUUUCCUUACUCAGUAUUUGGGAGUUCACGUUCACAUCAGAGUUAGUUUUCCUUUAGCUCAGUGGGCGGCUGAACUCCGUAGAAGAAUGCUUUAAUAUCAGUGUGUACUGUGUGUACUGUGUGCAGUAUUGUGCCACUAGGUUCUUCAGUGUUUGCAUAUUUCACCGAUCACGUGGUGAAAAUUAACACAGGCAGUGAAGGAAGGAUUUUCCAAUAG